Cataglyphis hispanica is the source of this 993-nucleotide messenger RNA. RefSeq names its product RNA-binding protein squid-like. The record is from RefSeq and is a predicted model, not a curated record. Bases 213 to 731 code for a protein of 172 amino acids. The transcript is spliced from 4 exons. Lineage: Eukaryota; Metazoa; Arthropoda; Insecta; Hymenoptera; Formicidae.
CAGAUCUUGAAAGUUAAUGGCUGUGUUGAAACAACGUCUGAGGAUCGCGAAGGGAAGUUCCAUUCAGCAGUUUAAGGUCGGAAUUCCUGUCGAGUCACUGGAUGGGUUCAAUGUCAGCACGUAAGGAAAUGAGUCCUCGUCCAAUUCAGUGAUUCAAAAAUCAAGGGAACAAGAGAGGGCAAACCGGCGGCACGUGUCUUAGCUUUCGACAGAUGAAGUACAUUAUAGUGCUAGCUGCCCUGAUGGCUGUGAUUUACGUUCAAGCGGAGCCUGCCGACAAGUCUGCAUCGCAGCAAACAGUGAUAAUACCUAAGUCGGAUAUUAUCCCGCCAGUAAUAUCACAAGUAACAACGAGCGAAGUGGCCAAAGAACAACCACGUAAUAAGAGAGCACCGAUCCUCCUGGGGAAGGCACUUGUGGGCGGUGCUCUUCUCGGUAAAGCCGCUCUUGGCGCCGGAGUUGUGGGUGCCGGUGUUCUCGGUGCGGGAGCUUUGGGUGCAGGAAUCGUCGGUGCGGGAGUCCUCGGUGCCGGAGCUCUUGGUGCUGGAUUAUACAAGGCUAAAUACUAUGGUGGAUACGGUGGAUACGGUGGAUAUGGCUAUGGCGGCGGAUACGGUGGAUAUGGCUAUGGCGAAUACUAUCCCCGUUAUCAUUAUCACAAUCAUUAUCAUAACUAUCCCUAUUAUAAUACUUAUUAUCCCCAAUAUUAUGGUGCAGGCUAUGGCUGGUAAAUUGAUUUCGAUUUCACAAUGCAUCACAUCCCAUUAAUGAGAACAGAAUUAUCUGGUGUACAAUUUUUUACCACCAUUUCUUGUGAAUCAUUAUUUAUAUCAAUGACUAAGCUCGUUUUCUUUUACGCAGAUAUUUGUAUCGCCCGAUAUUUGUACAUUUUUUAUACGUUUAAAAAUAAAAUGUAUUGGAGAGAAGAGCAAAAUUAUAUGUAUUAUAAUACAUGUUUGUAAUGAAAGUUCUAAAUAAAACAAAUUGACCAUU